AUGCCUUCAAAUUGCAGUGCUGUUAACUGUUUAUCAAAGAGAAGUGACAAAUCAAUUUCAUUUCAUACGUUUCCUAGUGACGCUUUGCGACUGGUUAUAUGGCUUAAAUAUUGUGUGCCUGGAUUCAAACCUUCAAAGCAUUCUGUGUUAUGCUCACUUCAUUUUGAUCAGUCUUUGAUGACAUGGACACCUCGACGUAAAUCAAAUAGAUUAGCUAACAGUAAACUCAAUCCGAUUGAUCUCGACGCACAUCCCGAAGCUGAACCUCAAGAAGAUUUGGAUAUCGUCAAUUUAAAUACACCUGUUAAGGUCUCAGUAUCUCACAGUGAAUCGGACGCCAGCUGCUCUGCUAUCAACAACAGUGUUCAACAUAAUAUUUCUCCCGUGGUUUCUUUACCCUCUGUUCGAAGAAGACUCAUCGUAGAUUCUGCUAGUCCGUUAAAAAGAGCAAGGUUAGAUAAAACCUGUGAAACAUCAAGUACGCGGUGUUCAAGUCUAACUGACAACAAUCUCGAAUUCAAUUCUACUGUGGAUGACUUACAGAAGAAAACCAACGUUUAA
This is a messenger RNA of Daphnia magna, 561 nucleotides long. RefSeq lists its product as uncharacterized. Bases 1 to 561 code for a protein of 186 amino acids. NCBI's taxonomy places the organism in Eukaryota, Metazoa, Arthropoda, Branchiopoda, Diplostraca, Daphniidae. The transcript has 2 exons. The record is from RefSeq and is a predicted model, not a curated record. Gene Ontology annotation, molecular function: sequence-specific DNA binding.